Messenger RNA from Ectocarpus sp. CCAP 1310/34, 2232 nucleotides. Lineage: Eukaryota; Phaeophyceae; Ectocarpales; Ectocarpaceae. The record is from the annotation of a GenBank genome assembly.
CUCUCCCUCUCUCGUAUUGUGGUGAACUAUGUCCAAUGGAGCGCCUCCGUGGCCACAAUCAUCGAUGGGGCCCAUGCUGCGGAGACGGCACGAGGCCGUGAACCCUGCUUCAGGGAACGGCGCAGCUCCUCGAGAAGGCACUCUCUUGGAGAGAACAAUCAAGCAGUUGGAUGUUUAUGCCAGGGUAGAUGAGGAUCUACAGGUGCGAACAGAGACGGGGGCUGCCGUCACCAUUGGAUUCUGGGUGCUCAUGGUGGUGCUUUGCGUUGGGGAGGUCCAGGCGUAUCGGAAAGUUCAGGCCCCUACCGAGCGAGUGGUGGUUGAUUCGACCAUGGGCCAGAAGCUCCGCAUCAACAUCGACAUGACGUUUCAUUCAAUCCCUUGCCUGGAUGUUCAUGUGGAUGCCAUGGACGUGGCGGGCGACAAUCAAAUAGAUAUCGACCACGGUAUGUGGAAGCAGCGACUAGACCCGGACGGUUCGGCAAUUGGGGAAGCCUUCAUGGAGGUGCCUGGCAAGGUGGAUGAUGACCCGGCACAAUCAUUACCAGAGGACUAUUGCGGGAGCUGCUUCGGGGCGAAGGAGGGGUGCUGUAACAUGUGCCGGGACGUAGUAGAGGCUUACACGGCCAAGGGGUGGUCUGUGCAGGACAUCAGGAGGACGGCGGAGCAGUGUAUCCGUGACAACCAUAUUGAGACUCCAAUCGUGAUAGGGGAAGGCUGCAACCUGUCGGGAUUCAUGUCCGUCAACAAGGUAUCUGGUAAUUUUCACGUGGCUACGGGUGAAGGAGUCAUGCGAGAAGGGAGGCAUGUCCAUUUGUAUACCAUGGAACAAGCAGUGGGUUUCAACACUAGCCACAGCAUCAACCUUCUCUCUUUCGGGGAGCCGUACCCGGGAAUGAAGCCGAACCCACUCGACAGCACCUCGAGGAUAAUCGAUGAAGACGUAGGCACCGGUGCUUUCCAGUACUACAUCAAGCUGGUGCCCACGGUACACUCGCUCAAUCCGCAGUCGGAAACGAGUAGAAGUCCGUUGCCGAAGGGUAAGCGGGAGGAGGCUGAGCAGCAGCAGCACUCGAGCCUCACCAGCCAGUUCACGUACACGUACAAGUUUCGGUCCCUGAAGGGCUUGACGGAGUACCAUGCGGAUCAUGAAGAGGGAGAGGAGCAGGCCAAGGAAGCGGAGAAGGGAUCGACGAAAGACGGCGGGGUUAACUCCUUUGCGAACUCGGUGCUGUUGCCAGGGGUGUUUUUUGUGUACGACGUAUCGCCGUUCAUGGUUGAGGUCGUUCCAGCGGAGCAGCCGCCGUUCUCGCAUCUUUUGAUCCGACUUUGCGCAGUUGCCGGGGGAGCAUUCGCCAUCUCAGGAAUUGUGGAUUCGGCCGUGUUCUACCUAUCCAACCGGUUGCGUCGGCACGGUGUUCUCGGGAAAUAGAAGUGAAAGUGACCUUGAAGCGCGACCACGCACCACCGGUGGCGUGUGUGCAUUGCGUUGGUUGUCGAUCGGCAGUCUGGAGGGUACAAUGUGGCCGUCACAACAAGUGUUCGUGGGGCUGACAUGUGUGUACCGAUGUACGCGGGAACGCGAUGAUUUCCUUUCUGUCGUGCUUUGUGUCUGAAGUCUUCGCAGAAGCAAUCUGGCGGGGUACAUCUGUAUGAGAAUACCGGAGAGCAAAUAGGAGGGCCGCAGCCCACUACCUUCUUUCAGGGCAUUCAAAACCAGCAGUCAGACUGCUUGUUCGGAGCGCUGUGUGUCUCAUGUUCCCUGGAAGGGAAAGAGACUUGAGGAAUCCUUCGUGUAAAUUUGAGACGUAAACUGCUGCAGUUCGUUGAGUGGAAAUCGGGCGGAUUUGAAUCCGCCUGCCUGAUGUGGUAGCCCCCGGCUCCUCUAGAACCCGCCCCUGCCCUCUCAUUUUUCACUGCCGUGGAUCUACGGGAGGUCUGUGGGGAAAUGCUCUUUGGGACAUUGCAAGACUGGAAAGCGGAAUUUUGUAGAUAUCGUAGACCCACUCUCGUGUCGUGUCGAAGUAAGAACCGGGUGUUUAAACUACUGCACUGUAGCCAUGAACACUUGGCCGUUGUCAGAAAGCCACAUCAAACACCGAGAACCCGUCAGGGCUUCAAAGCCUGAUUGUUGGCACAGAAGUUGGGCCAGCAGGGGAAACGGAGACGGCAUUUGGAAGGAGUUUGCGGGUUGUAAUCCCCAAGUCAGCAGGACACGCGCCAAACAUCAGC